This is a messenger RNA of Pelobates cultripes (western spadefoot toad), 426 nucleotides long. The record is from the annotation of a GenBank genome assembly. NCBI's taxonomy places the organism in Eukaryota, Metazoa, Chordata, Amphibia, Anura, Pelobatidae.
AUGGCGGAAGCCGCGUGCUUCACUGACCAACAUGGUGAUUUCCUGCACCAACUAGACAAGAUCUUCUACGCAUUCUGGGCAAAACUCAAGUUACGUCAGGAACAUACAGCUCCGAGCAGACUGCCUGUGGUUAAGUCUCUGCUUACAACGGAUAGCCCCUACUGCACUCUGACACAGGUGAUGCGAAGAAGCGGUCAGGGAACGACAUGGAGGCUAGCGGUGAGGGAUCCAUUGCAGCGUUGCAACACAACUUACCAGUGCCCAAAAGCAAGCCUGAAAUCGACACAUCCAGAAAAGAUCAGGCUGAUUCCAACAAGCCUGCCCGAUUAUCUCAUCGAUUCUCCACCACGUGGACUGCUGGGCUUGGCACCGGCGCCCCCUGACAGGACCCUGUUUGGACCCAGUGGGGCAUUGGCUGAAUCUUAA